Molecule: messenger RNA, 2628 nt
Organism: Amaranthus tricolor (Joseph's coat)
Lineage: Eukaryota; Viridiplantae; Streptophyta; Magnoliopsida; Caryophyllales; Amaranthaceae
Product: GTP-binding protein OBGC, chloroplastic
Exons: 6
Coding region: 88-2106 (672 amino acids)
Cellular component (GO): mitochondrion
Molecular function (GO): GTP binding; magnesium ion binding; GTPase activity
Source: RefSeq, a predicted model, not a curated record
AUGAAAAAAAAUAUUUACUUGUGAAAAGUGACCCGCCAAAAUGUUUAUCCGCAACUGAAACAAGAAAGACCAUAGAGAGUGUAAUACAUGCUGCUCUUCCGAUACCCAUUCCCAGUUUUUUUCGAACAUCCACCAAUGUCUUCACUUUCCACCUCUUUUUCUCCACUCGCAUUUUCUCGCCCCAAUAAACCCAAUUACAGGAAGCUCUCGCAAAGCCCUAAUCCUCGAUUCACUUCCAAAGCCAAAUCAAAAUCAAAAUCAAAAUCAAAAUCAAAAUCAAAAUCAAAUUCUGGUAGCUCAGAUGAAAAAUUAGCGUCAUCAAUCGCAAUUGAGGCUACUACAUACACUCGUCUUCCGCCUAAAGAUGAGUUUCUUGCCUCUUCCCUCAUUGGCGCUUAUCGAGAAAUCACGCUGUCUGAUUCAACUGUUGUUCCUAAAUUUGAGGACCUAACAAGCACAGUUGAGUUUAAGGAAUUUGGAAAUGGAGAAAAGUUAAGCGGGUUUAAUUAUCUGGAUUAUGAGGUUCCAGAUGUUGAAGACGAUGAAGAGUUUGAUGAAGAUUAUGAUUCUUUUGAUGAAGACAUUGAUUAUGAAGAGGAGGAUGAUGAUGAUGAAGUGGUGGUUUAUGGAGGCCAAGUAUUUGAUGGUUUAGAGGAGGGGGAAGAUGAGGAUGAGAAUGAGGAGAAGGAGAAGGAGAAGGGAAUUCCUGCAGUGAUGAGAUGUUUUGAUAGGGCAAAGAUAUAUGUGAAAGCUGGCAAUGGUGGAAAUGGGGUUGUGGCAUUUAGGAGAGAGAAAUAUGUUCCGUUAGGGGGACCGUCUGGAGGAGAUGGAGGGAGAGGAGGGAAUGUGUAUGUGGAGGUUGAUAGUGCCAUGAAUUCUUUAUUGCCAUUUAGGAAUUGCUUGCAUUUUAGGGCAGGAAGAGGAUCUCAUGGGCAAGGGAGAAAACAGCAUGGGGCCAAAGGGGAGGAUGUGGUGGUGAAGGUAGCGCCAGGGACAGUGAUUCGAGAGGCGAGGGAUGAUGGGGUUGAAGGUCAAGUGUUGUUAGAGUUGUUGCAUCCAGGACAAAGGGCUUUGCUUUUGCCUGGUGGUAGAGGUGGUAGAGGAAAUGCUGCCUUCAAGUCAGGGUUUAAUAAGGUGCCUAAGAUUGCUGAAAAUGGAGAGGAAGGUCCUGAAAUGUGGUUGGAGUUGGAGCUCAAGCUAGUUGCAGAUGUUGGUAUUGUUGGUGCUCCAAAUGCUGGAAAAAGCACACUUCUUAGUGUUAUAAGUGCUGCUCGACCAGAAAUAGCAAACUAUCCUUUCACGACUUUGCUGCCAAAUCUGGGUGUAGUUUCAUUCGACUAUGAUUCUGCGAUGAUUGUAGCUGAUUUACCAGGUUUGCUUGAAGGUGCACACCGAGGCUUUGGUUUGGGUCAUGAAUUUCUGCGGCAUACUGAAAGAUGCUCUGUCCUGGUGCAUGUUGUUGAUGGUUCAUCACCGCAGCCAGAAUAUGAAUUUGAUGCAAUUCGUUUAGAGCUCGAACUGUUUAACCCUGAACUUGCAGAAAAGCCUUAUCUAGUUGCAUUUAACAAGAUGGAUCUACCAGAAGCAUCUGACAGAUGGGAAACAUUCAAGGAGCACCUUCUGGCUAAGGGUAUUGAACCUUUUUGCAUGAGUGCUAUUAGUCAACAGGGUACUCAUGGAGUAGUUUGUGCUGCCUAUAAGCUUGUGACAGAACUCAAGCAAGCUGCUAAAGGAGUUGAAGGUUGGGCUGCUCCUGCCAAUCUCAAUCAUGUGGCUGAGAGCAUUAAGAAGAAACGAGCUGUCCCUAUCAAUGAGUUUGAUAUUACUCAUGAUGUUAGUUCAAAUACAUGGUUUAUAAUUGGAGAAGGAUUAGAGCGGUUUGUUCAAAUGACAAAUUGGAGGUAUGUAGAUUCUGAAAGAAGGUUCCAACAUGUUCUUGAUGCUUGUGGUGUUAACAAAUCUCUCAUUGAUCGUGGUGUCAAGGAAGGCGAUACUGUCAUCAUAGCAGGGUUGGAACGAAUAUGGUAUAAUUCUUCAGGAAAUGCAGGCACCUCUGGUGCAAGUAAGAGGUCAACAGAUUCAAUCAGAUGGCCUAACUGGAAAUGAUCCGUGCACUAUGAAUACAUUGUCUGAUAUUGCAGACGUUGGACUUCUGAUUUCUGGAAUGUUCUUUGUUGGAAAGUCCACACUCCAUGGACAGAAUCACCUUGGGCUUCAUUCAGUAGUUAAUUACAAAUCCAGAUAGUAAGGCCUACUUGAUCGGUCUUUAGCAGCGGACCUGAGUAAUAUUCUAUCCAUCAACACACUUGGAACCCUGUCCUGUUCCCUGCAAGUUUUCGGUAUUGGACUUUGGCAAUUAACAAGUAGAGGUUAGUUCUGAUGCAAGUCUCCUACCAAUUAUGUAUAUUCUCUGUAUUCAAUUUUAUAGUUGGUUGUAUGAGACAUGUAUUUACAAUUCUAGAAUGCUCUCCUGUCUUUCAUAUGGCCAAUUGAUUAAUUUCUUACGCUUGGCGAAAUGUUGGGCCAAAAGAUCGGACUUUAGUUUUUCGAAAAUUUGAAAGACAAGAUUAUUUAUCAUAAAAAAAAAGCACAUAAUAAGACACGAAUAAACUUAUUUCCAUUUAUAAA